This is a messenger RNA of Closterium sp. Yama58-4, 1008 nucleotides long. NCBI's taxonomy places the organism in Eukaryota, Viridiplantae, Streptophyta, Zygnematophyceae, Desmidiales, Closteriaceae. The record is from the annotation of a GenBank genome assembly.
AUGGACUGGGACAUGCUGACCAUCAAGGGCACAUGCAGGAAGGUCGAGAAGAGCUACCUGCGCCUCACUGCUGCCCCCGACCCCUCCACUGUGCGGCCACUGGACGUGCUACAGGAGGCGCUGGCCAUGGUGCGGGCAGCGCACUCGCAGGGGGGCGCGGAGGAUGAGGAGGCGGGCGCGGGGGGGCAGGGCGGCAAGCGCGGGUACCUGUGGCGGUGCGACCAGCUCAAGAGCAUUCGGCAGGACCUCACCGUGCAGCGCAUCCGGAAUGAGUUCACCGUGCAGGUGUAUGAGGUGCAUGCGCGCAUGGCGUUGGAAGCAGCUGACAUGCCCGAGUUCAACCAGUGCCAGGCGCAGCUGAAGGGGCUGUACGCGGAGGGGUUGCGCGGGCACAGGGGCGAGUUCCGCGCGUACGCGCUGCUGCACAACGUGCUCUCGCAGGGCCCGCGCUACGACCUGCAGCACGCCAUCGCCAGGGUGACCGCGGAGGAGCGGCAGGACAGCACGAUGGCGCAUGCGCUGAGAGUGCGGGAGGCGUUCAGCCGGCGCGACUACAGCAAGUUCUUUUCGCUCUACCGCCACGCACCCACCCUCAUCCAGCUCCUCAUGGACAUGCAGGUGGAGAAGCAGCGGUUUGAGGCGGUGCAGAGCAUGGCAAAGGCGUACCGGCCGUCGCUGCCGGUGCAGUACAUCGCACACGUGCUGGCAUUCGGGGAUAGCCGCGAUGACAAGGACACCGCACAGCCCGCCACACAGGGGGACGGGAGUGUGGAGGGCAGAGGGGAGGAUGGUGGUGCAGCGGUGCACGAGUGCUGCGAGUGGCUCAAGGCGCAUGGGUGUGUGCUGCUGGCCGAGGACACUGCUGACCCCCUGCUCGACUGCAAGGCGAGCGUGGGGUUGCUGUUCAUGCCGGAGGCGGAGGACGUGGUGCCGCACGGCGAUGCCAACCUGCAGGUCGACGACUUCUUUGCGCGCCGCCCCGACCCCGACGACGACCACGACGCCUGA